This is a messenger RNA of Cyclopterus lumpus (lumpfish), 3051 nucleotides long. It is a transcript of the gene stk16, whose product is annotated as serine/threonine kinase 16. The coding region runs from base 491 to 1408 and encodes 305 amino acids. NCBI's taxonomy places the organism in Eukaryota, Metazoa, Chordata, Actinopteri, Perciformes, Cyclopteridae. The transcript is spliced from 8 exons. The record is from RefSeq and is a predicted model, not a curated record. Gene Ontology annotation, cellular component: Golgi apparatus; cytoplasm. Gene Ontology annotation, molecular function: ATP binding; protein serine/threonine kinase activity. Gene Ontology annotation, biological process: protein phosphorylation.
CUGAAACUAAAGGGAUGCCCCACGUUGUCUUAUUCCUCCAUUAUUAUAUGCGGGUUAACGCUGGGUACACACGCCAGGAUCGCUAUACAAUCCACAUCUGCUAACAAUAGUGUGUAGUGUACUGUACUUAAAUACACACUCACGGUACCAGUAUUUUACAUAAAAUGCUACUUUAUACAGGCUAAUCCUCCACAUUGUUAUUGUGUUACUCAGCUGGACUAGUUACUUAUCAGAUACAGACUACACUUCCUGUCAGGGAAAGCCAUGUAUCUCUAUAAACGUUGGGAUGUCGUCAAUGUUUCUCAUCGCUGGUCCGCACUCCGAAGUGAAGGUGGCGGUAGUGUCUAAUGCGCUGAAGGCCAGCCUCCCUAAAAAGUCAAGAAGAAGAAGAAGAAGGACGAAGAUGGAGAACUAUGAAAGUAAGCUAAUUUGGUAAACAGACAGCUAGCUGGCCCUUAACAGCUUGGCGUUAAACAAUGAACCAGUCAAGAUGGGGCAGACCCUGUGCAUAUGCUCCCGUGGCUCGAUCACCAUUGAGAACAAAACAUAUUACUUUGUCCAGAAACUAGACGAAGGGGGAUUCAGUUAUGUUGAUCUGGUGGAGGGGGCAAAGGAUAGGCGCUUCUACGCCUUGAAGAGGAUCCUGUGCCACGACCGCGAAGGCCACCAGGAGGCUCAGACCGAAGUGGAGAUGCAUCAGAUUUUUAAUCACCCCAACGUCUUGAGUCUGGUUGCGCACACCUUUGUUGAUCGUGGAGGCAAGACUGAAGCCUGGUUACUUCUGCCUUAUAUCAGAAAAGGAAGUCUGUGGUCUGUUCUGGAGAAGCUAAGAGACAAGGGGAGCUCAAUGCCUGAAAAACAGGUUCUGCGAAUUCUACAUGGCAUCUGCUCUGGACUCGAGGCCAUUCAUGAAAAAGGCUAUGCACACAGAGACCUGAAGCCCACAAAUGUGCUUUUGGACGAGGAUGACAGGCCGCUUCUGAUGGACCUGGGCUCUAUGAACCGGGCCAGGAUUGAGGUGAGAGGAACCAGAGAAGCCAUGACCAUUCAGGACUGGGCAGCCCAGCGGUGCACCAUUUCUUACAGGGCUCCUGAACUCUUUAAUGUAGAGAGCCACUGCAUUAUAGACGAGUGCACUGAUAUCUGGUCACUCGGCUGUGUACUUUACUGCAUGAUGAUGUUGGAGGGGCCGUAUGACAUGGUAUUCCAGAAGGGGGACAGCGUUGCCCUUGCGGUCCAGAAUCCAGUGACCAUCCCACAGUCUUGCAGAUACUCGCAGGGCCUGCAGAUGCUGCUGAGCUCCAUAAUGGUGUCAAAUCCCCAGGAGAGACCAAACAUCAGCUGGGUUCUUGACCAUGUACACGACCUGCAGAGUCGCAGCCCCAACACCCAAUACAACAUGGUCUGAUCUUGCUCCGGAUGUAGGAUCUUGGAAACCUUUGCACACAUAAAUGAACGUCUAUUAUUUUUAGCUUAAUAAUAUUGAUUUUAUUUAUAAAAACCUAGGUGCAGACUUUCACUAAGUUUGGGGAGCUCUGCAACAUUCUGAAUCUGAAAGGCCCUGCAAUAUAGUGCAUAAUGCAUCUAAUAAUUAAGUGGCUUCACCAUGUACCCAUUUUUAUGUCGUUCAAUGAAGCUGGAUCGAGCAGCCUGUCAUCUUAGCUUAGCAUAACUACUGGGAGGUGGGGAAUAGGCUGGCCUUCUAAAACUCUAGUUAUUAUAUUAAAAACAACAAUGGUGCAUGGUUCUGUGAAUAUAAUAUGUUGGUUAGUGAGCUUUAGAGGUGCUGGUAUGCUGAUUGUGUUACCAGGCGGUCUGUUACCCUCCUUUUAGACGUUAUGCUAAGUUAAACUAACAGUCUUUGAAAAAAAAGAUAUUAUAGCGGUUAAUAUUGUAGUUUUUAAUAAGAAAAGGGAUAACAAAAGAGCUUUGCCAAACUUUCCGGGGUGUGAAAGCUAUCCAGGUUCAAUACAUAUCAUAUUUUAUUCCCUAUCUUAAAGGACUGGUCCAGUUCCCUUCAUUUUUUAAAAUUUUUUUUAUCUUGAUUCCUCUGUUUUGAGCGUGUGUAACAUAGUGUGGUUACACAUGUGUGCUGUAACCAUGGAUACACGACUGUGUCUUCAGCUUUCCUCAAACCUUCACUUGUACUGUUUGUCUCUACGGGUGUAGAGUCAAGAGGCAGAGUUCUCCUCACCUGCAAUGCUGCAUUUAAACACACAGCGGUGCUCCACCAUCACACUCCCCUGCUGCACAUAUCAACAUGCUGAUGACACUGUGUGAACGGGCUCUCGGUCCAACACAGCAAAGAGUGUGUGUGUGUGUGUGUGUGUGUGUGUGUGUGUCUGCAUAAAAAGAAAAGAAAGAAAGGGGUCAGUCACUUAAACCAUUGAAUAAUAACUUUUAAUCAGUUUAAGGAAUAACUUGAUUUUAUUAAUGAAGUCAAAGUCCUUGUCAUAUUAUAUCUGCCAUUGCACUUUUCACUGUCUUGUCUUUUUAAACAGUUUUUCUUCCUUUGCAGCUCUGCUUGUUUUAAAUUCUGGGUUUUCCUGUCGUGUGAAUGUGCUCUCACACUUUUGUUCUCUCAGGGUUCUCCCACAUCUAAAAGGGCCUGGCAGUCUGAAGCAGUAGACCUGAAUGGUACCUGUGUAUUGCAUUAUUAGAGAAAAUAAUACUUUGGGCUUUUAAUUUAAGAUGAAUGCUUUUGUGACUGUUAUGCGGCGAUAUUGGUAAGAACUAAAAACACUAAAUCCUUGGUAGUUAACUUAUACAGUUAAUUGUUGGAAUGGUUAUUGGUAUUCUGUUUAAAUAUAUUAUCUUUUUAAUGCUAAUUUUGGAUAUGUCAGAUGACUCUGAAUGUUUGUUUUUAAUGGUGGGCUAAUACUGAUAUCAUGCAGCUGGUAAACUAAGGAUUUCUUUAAGUGUAAUGAUGAAGUUCAUAGAUUAUAAGUAAGAGUGUGUUAUUUGAUUAUGGAAACAUGUGUUGGGAUUCUGUUUCAUCUCUUAUUUAUUGCACAGUAAAGGAUAAAUAAACGUGAAAUAUGGAGCACUCUG